CCCCGGCCGUUGUUGCUAGCUGCGUGGGUCGCGUUUCACGGGCGUAGAGAGAGAGAGAGAGAAAGCGAAGAGGAAGGGAGGGAGGGAGAGAGAGAAGGGGGGGCCAAGCCCUACGCGUCGUCUCCUGCGGUUUCUUCCCACCCCUUUCCUGCCUCGGCUUGCGCCUUCAACCUUUGCUGAAAAUUCUGUCCUCAGAAAGUGAAAGGGGCCUGUGAAGAGUUUUCUUGCGGCAGUGCAAUGGAGGUAUUUGGCAAAUCUGUGAUUGCUGAGCCCAGCAAUGUGAUUUUCUUGUCUGCAAUCCUUAACACAGAAGGGUCAAACCCUAGUCACAAGUGUGACAAGAGGUGCCAGAACGAGCACAUUUUUGGGAACAUGUACCGUUGCAAACUCACUGGAACCACUCACAUCUGCGACAAAAACUGUAACCAGAGGAUCCUCUAUGACAACCAUAACUCGCUCUGCCGAGUGAGUGGACAGUUUUUUCCGCUCUCUCCAUUGGAGCAGCAAGCAGUGAGGGGUAUCCGCAGGAAGCAUGAAGUGGACAGCAAUGAAGGCUGUUCCUUUAAGCGCAGGCGUGGUGCACAGCUGCAUCCUUCCCCCUUCGAGAGGUCCUACUCUGCUGUGUCUCCAAUCCCGAGCCAGGUUGGAGAUGGCAUGGACCUGAGCUAGAGUUAAUGAGACUUCCUUUUCUUCGGCCAGCCACCUAAUUCCGUUCUAUCUACCCCCUUUCCCUUCGAUUACAGGAUGGAACUAUAAGAGCUUCCUUCUUUGUAGACUUAUAUGAAGGGAUAUGAGACUCCUUAGAUGCACCGAAUAAAUGUCUAUGUAGUAUCUAUUCUGUUUCAUGGGACCUUGUUGUAACUCGUGAACUUUGAUUGAGCGCCUAUUCUGAUUUAGUGGUACUUUGAUACAAUCAUUCGCUGUUUCACUUUUUUUUUCACACUUCCGAUUUAGUUAUUUUGUGUGUUUUACUUUAUGUUCAACUAAUUUUCUUUCUAAUUUCGAUUCUUGAAUGCGAUUUAAUAUAAUUGAGUGGUGUACAUGUGUCUGUCAAUGUAAAUAUGUGAAGGAUUCUUUGGUCCUGUAAUCCAGGCACAGGGAACUGACUUGCCUUUGCUGACUGAAGUUUUUGUACAGCUGUUACUAGUGUUUUGCUUGACAAGUUCCUAAUCAAGCUUGAAUCAUUUACGGUUUGUUCUCAUAUAGCUCAAUUCUAUCUGUUGCUUAACUCUUUUUUACAGGUUAUGUUUCUAACGCUUAAUGUUUUCCUCAUGUUCUUUUUUGUCUUGUUUUUCCCCUUAACAUUUGUUGUAUGCAGGACCAUCCAGGUUCUAAUCGUUUUUGGGAAAUGUUUUGUUCUUUUUGUAUAAUUAUAUUGCUCACUUAAUUUCAUUUGUUAAUUAAUUUGCUUUGUUUUGUUUUGUUUUGUUUUGCAGGUGAACAUCACUGAUUCUAUUUUCAUCGUCGGAUGGCAAGAAACUAAUCAUGGAGUCCCUUCUCAUUCCUUGCUGUGGAGAACUGUUUAGCUGCAGCUGAGCAGCAUGCUUUCCAGGUCCAUGUCAGCAUGUCGGGAAGUUAGUUUCUUUUGCUGUCAUGCCACAACCUCUGUUACUCGAAAUAGCCAUAAAUCGAGGCAGUCUCUUUGCUCAUGUAAAACAGAUGAUGUUCUUGCUCUAUAGACUGAGUGAGGAGAGGUAGUUCUUCUUUGCUCAUUCUGUUCUGAACAUAAAUUGGUGGAAGAGAAGUUUGAUGCUACCACUUUGCUAUAAGGACUGAGCCAGACACAAUAACAUCAAACUGAGAUACCGCAGUUUACAACUUUUUCAAUAUGGCAGAUUGAAGAGCAGCAAGAUCAGCUUCCAUGAAGCUGGCAAGCUGCAGUUUGAACAGCUUCCACCUGCAGUUUGAAGAAAUCUUUCUAAGGUCUUGGACUAAAGGCGAAUCCUUCUGUGUCAAUCUUGCCUUCACCCCAAGCAUGCUGGAUACCUUGUAAUGAUUGUAGUACUUGACAACUGUUACCAAAGUAGUGGAUGCUUUUCUUUCGCAUGAAGUUUUGUUGGUACCCCACCUCGUCUGUCUGUAAGAAAAAAUGUUAUGCAUCCUGGUCCAUUUCUUCUAUGCAUCCUGAGAAAAUGGUCAGUAUAAUCUAGGGCUUUCUUUUGUCAUGUUGAUUUUUGUA
This is a messenger RNA of Sorghum bicolor (sorghum), 2179 nucleotides long. RefSeq lists its product as uncharacterized. The transcript is spliced from 4 exons. Bases 238 to 669 code for a protein of 143 amino acids. NCBI's taxonomy places the organism in Eukaryota, Viridiplantae, Streptophyta, Magnoliopsida, Poales, Poaceae. The record is from RefSeq and is a predicted model, not a curated record.